Messenger RNA from Ilex paraguariensis (yerba mate), 397 nucleotides. Lineage: Eukaryota; Viridiplantae; Streptophyta; Magnoliopsida; Aquifoliales; Aquifoliaceae. The record is from the annotation of a GenBank genome assembly.
CGGCGGCAGUGGCAAUAGUUCAACAUCCCAAACGAUGUCGUUGAAGUGCCAAGCUCGUGAGAAGCCCCAGGCGGUGCCGUUCCCUUCGAUCCACCACAACAGUCCGUGCACUAGAGCUCUUCAACUACCGAACAACAAUUCUGUAGCAUCUCCGUUGGAUUCGGUGGUGGUGGUGAAGAGCGAGGCGGCGGAUGCGGUGGCAAAAUCGGUGGGCAGUGGAGGAGAGGCGGUGAAGUCAAAGGAGUUGAAAGGUGUAAAAGAAGACUUGGAGGCUUUGGAGGCGAAGAUUGAAGCUGAAUAUGAAGCUACUAGAUCGCGAGGUGCCAAAUCACUGUGGUUGGUUUUCAUGGAACAAAAUUCAUCUAUUGGAAGAAAAAUCUUUGCCUUCUUUCUUUAA